AUGGGGAAAAAAAAGAGAGCUAGGGUUUCUGAGCAAAAGCAAGCACGAGAAGUCGAGGAAGAAGAAGAACAACAGCAAAGCGACGAGGAUCACAACCCCACUUCCACCAACGAGAAGACCCUCUACGAGGUUCUUGGCGUCGAUAGAAGCGCCUCUCAACAGGAAAUAAAGAAGGCGUAUUAUAAGUUAGCGUUACGACUCCAUCCUGAUAAAAAUCCGGGCGAUGAGGAAGCUAAAGAGAAGUUUCAGCAAUUGCAAAAAGUGAUAUCAAUUCUUGGGGAUGAGGAGAAACGAGCACUCUAUGACCAGACUGGUUGUAUUGACGAUGAUGACCUUGCUGGUGAUGUUGUUCAAAAUCUGCGUGAAUAUUUCCGAGUACUAUAUAAAAAGGUCACUGAAGCUGAUAUUGAAGAGUUUGAAGCAAACUAUAGAGGAUCCGAUUCAGAGAAGAAAGAUUUGAUUGAUCUGUAUAGCAAGUACAAGGGUAAUAUGAACAGACUCUUCUGUUCAAUGCUUUGUUCAGACCCUAAACUUGAUUCACACCGUUUCAAGGAUAUUCUUGAUGAGGCAAUAGCUGCAGGAGAACUGAAAUCAACCAAAGCCUACACGAAAUGGGCAAAGAAAGUAUCUGAAGCAAAACCUCCUACUAGCCCUCUAAGGAGGAAGGACAAACCAAAGAAACAGUCAGAGGAUCUGUAUGCAAUCAUAUCUCAGCGCCGAAAUGAGAGGAAAAACCAGUUUGAUUCAAUGUUCUCUUCUCUAAUUUCCAAAUACGGCGGGAGUAGUGCUGCUUCAGAACCCUCAGAAGAAGAAUUUGAGGCAACACAGAAAAAACUUGAAAGGAAAAUGUCCUCCAGAAAAUCAAAGCACAAGUAA
Molecule: messenger RNA, 876 nt
Organism: Prunus armeniaca (apricot)
Lineage: Eukaryota; Viridiplantae; Streptophyta; Magnoliopsida; Rosales; Rosaceae
Source: the annotation of a GenBank genome assembly